CGGAGGUGGCGGGGAGCGGGUGCUGCUGCUGCUGCUGCGCUGGCCGGCGGGGAGGAGGGGAUAACGGGGGACUCUCCACUCCAAAGGGGCGGUGGACGAAAGCUAAUAACUUCAAACAAAACCCGAGCUUGAUUUAAUCUGGACAGAACUUUAUUAAUCAGCUGCGUUAAAAGGCUCAUAUUCUAGCUCUGCGGGCUCGAAGGCCUGAGGAUUUGAGUGAUUAUUGGAUAGAGUUUCAGUCAACACACAGACAAGCCCUUUAAAUGACGGAUAAAUGCUCGGAAGACUAUGCUGUAAGGGGUGUUUCUUCUGUUGACUAUCUGAACUGUCACACCGGGUUCAUUUAUGACGGAUUCGGACAUUUAAACCACUGUUAAAAAGAAGGUUUAUCUCACUUAGCUUUGCGGUUCUAAACUCGCUCAUUCACAAUUAAUCUAUAUUAGCAGUUAGCAUACACGGCUAAUUUAAAGAAAUAAAUCCGUAUUCAAUAAUCUCGGAUCGAUAUUUUAAAUUGAAGUGCUGUCAGUCCCGUGUUUUAUAUCCGGUUGUAUUUAUAACUUAGGUGCUAAAGACAGAUCUUCUGCAACACUGUUUCUAAAUUCAUGCAGUUCUAAUUAAUGAACUGGCACAGUAGAGCCUCUAGCAUCUCGAACAAUCAGACAGUACACGCAGCAAAUGCUGACUCUGUUCUGUGUGUCCAUUUAAGCUCUUCAUGGACUUACAUUUAGGUUGAGUUCAUUCAUUGGAUCCAUUGAUUCACAUCUGAUGACAGAAGUAGUCCAGUUGUGAGUUUCACAGCUCUGGGUCACAGAGGAACACUUCUGAGCAGGUAGAGUGAGUCUGUGAUCAUGGGGAAUACAGUGUCCUGUUGCGUGUCCCCCAGUGGAAGCCCAAAACUGCCCCGACAUGUGGAGUGUCUGGAGGAAUAUCAGAUCAAUACAGACCUGAGUGAUGACACCGGUCCAUAUCUGCAGCAUAUCAGUGACCGAGAGGUUCCCGACGAUUUGGCAUUAGAUUCCAACCCCUCAGAUCAUGCCCGGGCCAGCACGAUUUUCCUUAGCAAGUCACAGACAGACGUUCGGGAUAGGAGGAAAAGCAAUCACAUAAAUCAUGUCUCCCCUGGUCUGCUCUCAAAGAAGUACAGCUCCUGCUCAACGAUAUUCAUUGAUGAUAGUACAGUUAGUCAGCCAAACCUUAAAAGCACAAUCAAAUGUGUUACAUUAGCAAUAUAUUAUCACAUUAAAAACAGGGACUCUGAUAGGUCAUUGGAAAUCUUCGAUGAAAAAAUGCAUCCCUUAUCUAGGGAACAGGUUCCUGAUGAUUACUCCCGCACAGACCCCGAACACAAACUCAUUUAUCGAUUUGUCCGGACACUGUUCAGCGCAGCACAGCUUACGGCUGAGUGUGCAAUCGUCACUCUGGUAUAUUUGGAGAGGCUGUUGACGUAUGCCGAGCUGGACAUUUGCCCGUCUAACUGGAAGAGGGUUGUGUUGGGAGCAAUCCUGUUGGCCUCGAAAGUCUGGGACGAUCAGGCUGUGUGGAACGUAGACUACUGUCAGAUUCUCAAAGACAUCACAGUUGAGGACAUGAACGAAAUGGAGCGACAUUUUCUGGAGCUGCUGCAGUUUAACAUUAAUGUCCCAGCCAGCGUCUAUGCCAAGUAUUACUUUGACUUGCGCUCUUUGGCAGAUGACAACAAUUUGAGCUUCCCCUUGGAGUCUCUGAGCAAUGAACGAGCACAGAAAUUAGAGGCAAUCUCAAGACUAUGUGAGGAUAAGUACAAGGAUUUGAGCAGGGCUUCCAUGAGGAGAUCAUUCAGCGCAGACAACCUAAUUGGCAUUCGCAGAUCCAAUGCCAUUCUCUCUUAGAGCUUUUCCUCAGAAACAUCACCGUUCCAAUCCAGAGCUCAAUGGACAAAACUUGUUCUGCAGUAUCUCACCACCUUUGGUUGCAAUGUUACACCAGCCAACAGACCCUACAUACACUUUACCCAACCAAUGCAGAACAACAUGGAGACAAAAACAGACUGAACUAUUUUUUUUUUGCUUACUAUGUAGGCUGCUAGCUGUGAACUUUGUCAGUUUUUAAUUGAAAUCAUUUGCAGGAGUAUUUUAAAUAAACACUAAUCAUGUAACAGGUCUUUGAAGAAUGUGUUUUAAAGGUCACUU
Xyrauchen texanus (razorback sucker) is the source of this 2168-nucleotide messenger RNA. RefSeq names its product cyclin Y-like 1 (gene ccnyl1). Lineage: Eukaryota; Metazoa; Chordata; Actinopteri; Cypriniformes; Catostomidae. Gene Ontology annotation, cellular component: plasma membrane. The record is from RefSeq and is a predicted model, not a curated record. The transcript has 10 exons. Gene Ontology annotation, biological process: regulation of canonical Wnt signaling pathway; regulation of cyclin-dependent protein serine/threonine kinase activity. Gene Ontology annotation, molecular function: protein kinase binding; cyclin-dependent protein serine/threonine kinase activator activity. The coding region runs from base 849 to 1868 and encodes 339 amino acids.